This is a messenger RNA of Diutina rugosa, 1524 nucleotides long. RefSeq names its product M18 family aminopeptidase. The record is from RefSeq and is a predicted model, not a curated record. Bases 1 to 1524 code for a protein of 507 amino acids. Gene Ontology annotation, molecular function: metalloaminopeptidase activity; zinc ion binding. The transcript has a single exon. Gene Ontology annotation, biological process: proteolysis. NCBI's taxonomy places the organism in Eukaryota, Fungi, Ascomycota, Pichiomycetes, Serinales, Debaryomycetaceae. Gene Ontology annotation, cellular component: fungal-type vacuole.
AUGCUGAACGACGACGAAUUGAAACAAAAACUCAUACAAUUGUAUGCCGACCAAGGAGAACGGGGCAUCCACCAGCUCCUCCAGCAGAUGCAAUUGCUGAAGCCCACUACCAACUCCAAAUACGACGACAAAUACUUCCACCAGUACGCCCAGAAGUACAUCGACUUCACCUACAAAAACCCCACCAUCUACCACGUGGUCGACCACUUUGCCGACCAAUUGAAGUCGAAAGGGUUUAAGUUCCUCGACGAGAGAGACUCGUGGUCCGAUGUCGGCCCCGGCAAGUACUUUACCGUGAGACUGGGGCUGCUGCUCUCGGCGUUUGUCGUGGGCAAUCAGUGGUCGCCUGAACGAGGUGUUGGCUUCAUUGGCAGCCACAUCGACUCGUUGGCCACGGUGUUAAAGCCGAAGCUGAUUAAAGCUGAUAAGGACGGCUACCAGCUUUUGGGGAUUGCCCCUUACUCCGGCGGUCUUUCCGAGUUGUGGUGGGACCGGGACUUAGCCAUUGGCGGUCGUAUCCUUGUCAAGGGCAAGGACGGUAAGAUCACUCACAAAUUAGUGGACUCGUCGCCCCACCCCAUUGGCCAUAUCCCCUCAUUAGCGCCUCACUUCGGCGCUCCUUCUCAAGGGCCGUUUAAUAAGGAAACUCAAGCGAUCCCGGUCGUCGGGUUUGGUCACAAGAAGGACGACCCCACGGACGAAGAAAAGCAGGCGCCGUUAUACGGCAAACACUCGCUCCAGUUGUUGCGGUACAUCGCCAAGUUGGGCGGCGUCAGCGUCAACGACAUCGUCCAAUGGGAUAUCCAAUUGUACGACGUGCAAAAGGGUGCCAUUGGUGGCCUCGACAACGAAUUCAUCUACGCCCCGCGUGUCGACGACCGCGUGUGUCUGUUUGCCGCACUCAACUCGUUGCUUGAAGCCGACCACGAGAAGUUGCUUCAAGCGGACGGUUUCUCAGUUGUUUCGCUUUACGACAACGAAGAGAUCGGCUCGAGAACCCGCCAAGGGGCUCAAGGUGGGUUAUUUGAAGCCGUGGUCACUCGCGUCGUCAGCGCCUACUUGGCCAACGAGUCACUGGUGGAAGACACUCUUCGCGUCACCUACGCCAACCUGAUCUUGCUCUCCGCUGACGUCAUCCACUUGGUCAACCCCAACUUCGACGAAGUCUAUUUGGAAGGCCACAAGCCCGUGCCCAACAAGGGGAUCACCCUCUCGUUGGACCCCAACGGCAACAUGGCCACGGACUCGAUCGGGGUGAGCUUGGUCGAGGAGUUGGCCCGCAAGAACGGCGACGAAGUGCAGUACUUCCAGAUCCGUAAUGACUCGAGACUGGGCGGUACCAUUGGUCCUUACAUCUCGGUGAACACCGGGGCCCGCACCAUUGACUUGGGGAUCCCUCAGUUGUCGAUGCACCUGAUCAGAGCCACUCUCGGGCUGAAGGAUGUCGGGUUGGGCGUGAAGUUCUUCAAGGGGUUCUGGCAAAGCUGGAGAGAAACCUAUGACAACUACGACGGGUUGGUCUAG